This is a messenger RNA of Numida meleagris (helmeted guineafowl), 2145 nucleotides long. It is a transcript of the gene RMP64, whose product is annotated as nucleolus and neural progenitor protein. Gene Ontology annotation, biological process: positive regulation of Notch signaling pathway. The coding region runs from base 26 to 1609 and encodes 527 amino acids. The record is from RefSeq and is a predicted model, not a curated record. Lineage: Eukaryota; Metazoa; Chordata; Aves; Galliformes; Numididae. The transcript is spliced from 9 exons. Gene Ontology annotation, cellular component: nucleus.
GCAGCGCCGCCCCACACAGGGAAAGAUGGCGGCGCCCGAGGCGGCGUGGAACCGCGUGGAUGUGCCGUGGCCCGCUACCAGCAGCGCGGUGCCCGUGGCCGCCCGGCAUCCCGCAGUGAGCUGCCUGCCGGCGCUGCGGCGGCGCUGCGGCGGCGCCCUGAAGCGGCUGUCCGGGCCGGGCCUGGCCGCCGAGGGACGCCUCCUGCGGGCCUUGCUCUACGUCUACCACAGCAGGCUGCUGCGGCACCGGCCCUACCUGGCCAUGCAGCAGGUGGAACAAUGCUUGAAGCGACUGUGGAAAAUGAACUUAGUGGGCUGCAUUAAAACCCUGGCAGAACUGAUUCCCAGGAAAAGUGAAGCCCAGGCCCACGCAGAGUGCUUAGUUCCCAGCCAGCCUAUGCUGGAAACGGUGGCCGUGAAGGUGCUGGGAGGCUGCAAGCUCAUACUGCGUCUGCUAGACUGUUGCUGUAAAGCAUUUCUCUUGUCUGUUAAACAUCUCUGUUCAGAAGAAUUCAUACUUUUGAAUACUGUGGCUUCAGGCUUGUUGAGCCGGCUAUGGAUUCAAUACAGGUGUGUACUGCAGAGCCUCAUCUCCCUGUAUGGCGUGCUGUCAACAUCGCUUCACCUGGUGUCUGAGACCCAGCAGAUGCCUUACAUCAAGGGAUUUACCUUCCCUUCUGAUAUCAGUAGCUUUCUUGGAGUCAACCUUUCUUCUGAGGCGAAGAAACAAAAAGCUAAAAUGCUUACAGCAAAAAGACCUACUGGCUGGCUGAAGAAGCUCUUCCCAACCAUGCCAGAGGCAGUGUCGAAGGUUGGGAAAAAGAGAGGUUUUGUGACCAAUGCAAGUGCAGUGGCAAACCACACCAUCGCUGCGGAUGACGUUGGAGAGCCCAUUCUGGCAACCAGAGACAGCAGAGGGAACCACCUAUGGUUUGAUGUGAAGAGCUUACUUAGACCAUCCAGACCUCCAAUAAUAGGGGGUAGAUGCAUGACAUCAAAACCUUUUCGAGAAACAUCAGUGUCACUUUCCUCUUCUAUGGCAAAAUUGCAGCACGCUGGGCCUCUUGUACAUAUGUUUCAAACAGCUGCAUCUUUUGGUGAGCUGUCAGAGGCACUCAGGAAAGCUAUUCUAUGGUGCAAAGGCAACAGACUCAAAUCAGAAGCUUAUUUUCUGCGCAACAAGUUGCUGAAAAGCAAUCGGCUGCACCACGUGGAGGCACAAGGAUGCAGCUUGCAGAAGAAACUGUGCUGUGUCAAAACAACGCUGUGUAAAUACCUCCUGCGUGGCUCACAGAACGUGCGCUGGCCAAGGCAGUACCGUGGGGCGUGGUUCUUUCGAAGGAGGGUGAAAUUCUCCAAGUGCUCGAAGAGAACUCUGAAGACUGUUCAACAAAAACGUUCUGAGCUUUCUGGGGACCGUGGGAGCAGUUUUUCACCCAUCACGAGGCCUUCAAGUCGGAAAGGAUGUCCUAUCACUCAUACAGCCUCUGUCAAACUAAGUACACCAGGGUCCCCUAAGCAGCUGCUGUUAAAAGAAAGCCCCAGGUCUGUGCAGAAGGAAUCUGAGAACGUGGAUAUUGAUUCUAUUUUUGCAGUGAUGGGUGUCUGAUUCUGGACUGGGAAGAAAUGUGUCUUGUUUUUCUAAGUAAAACUCAGAAUAUCUGCAAGUGUCUUGGUACCUCAUACACCAAGUUCUGCUAGCAAAGGAGUAACUAUCUUAUUUUUGUAAAAGUUUUGUUUUCUUUUUUAUGGAACAGCAUUCAAAACAGAUGAGUAAUCUUUAUCCUUUUACCCAGCCUUGUCCAGGAACAGCAGCUUUGAGUUGCUUCCUACUCGGUGCCUUUUCUCUGCUGCUGGACCACCUGUUAUUUGUGCUGUGCAUUUGACAGCACUUAAUUACCACCCAAGGCAGAAGGCUGCAGCUGAUCACUUACUGCUGCUCAGGCCUAAAGAUUUGCCCCUUCUCCAAAAAGCGUUACACUCCUCCCUUGCUGUUUGUACAGACAACAGCCUUGACUUGCAGUAUUAUCACCGUUCUACACCUGUUAUCCUUGUCCUGAAAAGGAGUUAUUUGAAUCCUGCUGCUUCAGAAAUAGGGCAAAGCACAGCCAGAACCUGAAGAGUAAAACUACCUGUGAACAAGUC